Molecule: messenger RNA, 189 nt
Organism: Eptesicus fuscus (big brown bat)
Lineage: Eukaryota; Metazoa; Chordata; Mammalia; Chiroptera; Vespertilionidae
Product: metallothionein-2A-like
Exons: 2
Coding region: 1-189 (62 amino acids)
Molecular function (GO): metal ion binding
Source: RefSeq, a predicted model, not a curated record
AUGGAUCCCAACUGCUCCUGUGCUCCUGGUGGCUCCUGCACCUGCGCAGGCUCCUGCAAAUACAUAGACUACAAAUGCACCUCCUACAAGAAGAGCUGCAGCUCCUGCUGCCCCAUGGACUUUGCCAAGUGCGCCCAGGGCUGCGUCUAUAAAGGAACAUCAGACAAGUGCAGCUGCUUCAACUUUUGA